This is a messenger RNA of Rhopilema esculentum, 3811 nucleotides long. RefSeq lists its product as uncharacterized. Gene Ontology annotation, cellular component: BLOC-2 complex; lysosomal membrane. NCBI's taxonomy places the organism in Eukaryota, Metazoa, Cnidaria, Scyphozoa, Rhizostomeae, Rhizostomatidae. The record is from RefSeq and is a predicted model, not a curated record. Gene Ontology annotation, biological process: protein localization to membrane; lysosome localization; organelle organization.
UCUCUUCAUUAUAUUUACGAAUGUCUUGUGAUUUGUGAAGGAAAGGGGAAAGAGAAGAGGAAUUUCAUGGAGAAAAGAGAUAAUCUAGAGGAUGUUUGGUCUAGUAGAUAUCCAAGACACCCUUCCAAAUCUACAUGGACUUGAAAUCUUUAAUAAGAUAUUCAAAAGACCACAUUCUACAUUUGCAGAAACAAGAGGUUCACCUGUGCACAAUGUCUGGGUACUGCCUGGUCAUGUCAUUGUUUCACUUGAUGAAGGACACAAAGUUCUGGCAUUUGACCUUCUUCCUGAACAGAAGCCUUGGCCUGAAGUACUGGACUUUAUGAAUGCAAACAAUGAAAGAAGAAAGAGAAGUCAUGCACAGUCAGUGUUAGACGUGUUUUGCAAUGGAUCAUCCCCAUUAUAUCUAUUUAUUGUUUUAAAAAAUGCUGAAAUUCAUGUAUGGAAGUUUACAUAUCAAGAUUACGAAUGGCAUUUUGUAAACAAAUUCAGUUUGUCAGUUGGAAAGAAUAUACAAAUUAUGGCCAUAUGUUUUGAUCGCAAAUCAAAAACCCUCUUUUGGUGUGAGCGUAGAACAACAACACAGUGCUUUGUUUGUAGAGCAACAAUUUCUACAGAAACAGAGAAGGAAUUUAUUUUGCACAAAUCAGAUAUUCUACAAAAUUGUCCCCCUAUGCAAUUGUAUCAAGUUGGACCAUGUGGCGUUCUUCUGCGUCCCACUGCCAACAGUCCCACUGGACUUACAAUGUAUUGGACUGCAGCAGCAAACAGAGUGCAGCUACACAUGUGGAACCAUCUGAACAGUGGAGCAAUUGCUUUCUCAACAUCAUCAGAUUUUCAAAGCCUUGUUACAGAGUCAAUAUCAUUGUGGAUUAAUCAAAACCCUGGCAAUCCAACUGCAAUAGCUUUCUGCACCCACCCUGUAACACAAGAGCUCAUGAUUUUGGAAUCAAAUUAUAAUGUUUACUCAACAAAAAUUGAUGCUGAUGGGAAACCAUCCUUUCGAAAACUAUGUACCUUAGCCCAUGAUAAACUUGGAGAAUUAAACCAAAGAAAAACAUAUAAAAUAAUAGCAUUCAAAAAGUUUCUUGCCCUGCUGACAGAGAGCAAUGAGCUACUUGUAUUCGAAACAUACAAAGGAAUGCAUAUGUGGACAAGUGAUUUACAAAGGAACGAAAGACCAAAUAUUUGGGUUAGCCAAGGAGAUAUACCACAGUUAGGCGUGUGGGGAACAUCAUAUAUCCAAGUUCUUGUGUCUGAAACUGUAAUGAAGCAAGCAGAAAUUAUGCUGAAGCUUGAAACCUCAGAAGGCCAGAAUUUAUCACCCCAACCACAAAGAAAGGUUUCUAAAGAGUAUACACUACAUCUGACUUUUAAGGGGAAUCACGGAAAGAAAGGAAAAGAGACUUAUGUUGUAGUGGACCAAGAAGGCGAGAACAACACACAAGGGAGUGGAAUUAGAGAGGAAAAUAGUGCAACAAGAUCUGACAAAAAAACUAGUGAUUUGCUUUUGCUGGUUUCAGAUUUUUUAAAUGACUGGAAUACCAAAAAUUUGUCCUUGGAAGUCUGCCUUUGGCUGCUGGAUGAUAGAAAAUCUAAAGCUGAAAACAAUGGCUUUCACUUUAGAACAAAAGAUGAAUUUAGGCAAAUAUAUUCUAUGUUUGACAAUCCAUGCAUAUUUCUUGCUUUGCUGCACCAAAAUAGGAAAUACAGGGUUGCUGUAGCCGAAUUGAUGAAAGAGUAUGUAGAAAAUAAAGAGAAUGGACAGUCAAAAAAUAUAGAUUCAACUUUAUUCUCAUUGAUUCAGAGAUACUCUGCUCUUAGUGAAGAUAUAUCAAAAAUUCUUGUGAACGGUGACACCAAUGGCAAAAAAUUAUCGUCUGUACCUUCACCAUUCAAAGUAAAGUUCAUGCAUGAGCUAACAAAUGAGAGUCUUUCCAAGCAAGAGAUUUGUGAAAUAAUUGAAAGCUCUGCUGAGGUAUUUCCUGAAGAAUUCAUCAGAGCACUAGUAUCAGUACUAAAUUUGAAGAAAGAAACUGAUAGUGAUUUAAUUGAGGAUGAUGCAGGGAUGUCAAAAAUACGAGAGAUUCUAUGGCGAAAUAUACUCAGGAAAGAUACUAACUCAUUUGAAAUAAUUUGCAAUUGUUUGUGGAAAGAAGCACCAAACCUACUUGUACAGUUUGUCAAGGAAGCAAGAGCUGUUGCAAUGGUCUCUGACACAUCAGAUUAUAUCCAAUUAGCCAGAAGACAGUCGCUAGUAUCAAUGGCUGACAUAUCACAACGUGCUGUGGAUUCAUUGCAAUAUCAUGUUUGUUCUGAAGAAAUAAGCAGGGAGCAAGUGAUGAUCCUUGUGAAGCUCCUUACCCUUUCAGAAUCAACAGAGUGUAUAGUCAGUGCCUGUGCCUUGUACUUGCGACGCAAAAUGUUCGCAGAAGCUGUUUCUUUGCUGGAAAGUUUUGCUUUCAGCCCCGAACUACAUGCAAGACUCUUUUUCAUGACCCUUACAGCUUUAAUUGAGAACAGGACUGUUUCCAGUUUCUCUGAAUAUUUAAGCAACAAUAUGCCGUCUAAGUUUACAGUGAUGGAAUUGAGUCGUUUGCUGCAAAACUGUGAAGGCAAUACACCGUCUGGGGAUGCAUUCGCAACUGGAGAUAGGACAAUAUUGUUUGGGCAUUUUGAACCAAUGUUAAAGGUCCUUUUAGAGAGGGAAGGGACAGAAAUGUAGAACUGAUUUUCCAAUGUCUAUUUAGUAGCGUUAACAGUUUUUCCAAGCAAUGUGUAAAAAGAGACCUUGUUGUUUGUAGACAAACAUGCAGGGUGCUUCAUUGUACAUGUUAAUUUGAUGCAGGGUGUUUCGUUGUACAUUUUAAGCUGGUACGUUUUCAUUCUCAAAUAUGCGUUAAAAUUUUUGAUGAAUUUUUGCUCUGAAAUAAUAAUAUAUAAAAUAUGAUAUAUAUCAGUUGAUCAUUUUCAAAGUACUUUUUAAUUGCUUUUUGUGUCUUUUUAUACUUAGCCAGCACAAAAUUUUGAAUUGCGAUUUAUAAAAUCUCGCAUCAUGUACACAGUUGCCUCUCGAAAUAAAAUUUUAAUGCCAUUUUGAGGUCUGUCUUUCAAAUGUUUUUAACGAUCUUAAUACAAGAAAUUAUGGUGAAAGAAAUGAGGUUAAUUAAAAAAUCGACACUUUAAUUUCGACAGGCAAUAUUUUCAAAUUUUUAGUUUCUACAUCUUUAUGGAUAAGAAGGGAGAAUAAAGCAAAAAAGGAAUUGAGAUGAAAUGACCAGUGUGUUGAGAGUCAUUUUUGUGAACGAAAUUGAUUACACUAUGUAGUGGGUCGCGGGGAACGCAUACAUAUACCUAUAUUCUAUACUGGACACAAGACGAAGUUGAGUGGAAAACAUAUCUAAUGCGGCACUAAAUUCAAAUAGGCCGGGAGCAACCCAAAUCACUUCAGUUAUGAAAAGGCAACCACAAGUGCUUCUACUUGGGCAAGCGAACAACACAUUCAACCGAAACGAGCUUUUCUUCUCGCGCACUAGUAAGGCCCCGGCCAGACAAUCGCAACACUUCGCUGAAAAUCAUUCAACAUUGAUAUUCAGUACAUAAUGAGCCUCUACCCAUUUUCUACUGCAAGUGACGCCUAGCCUGCGUCGCAGACCCAGGGGGACACCUGAUAUUUCACAGGCACCAACCCAGCGGAAGUGCAUCUCUUCAUCUUGAGAUAGAGGCUAAGAUCUAUCCUGUAUUUCGCAGCUAAUCCUAAUUUCACUUAUCAGGGUUAAAGGGUGCCUGCGUAGCUGAUUUCAUUGGAGGC